AUGGGACCAAAGGUUAUGGUCACCACAGCAGACCCCUUCGAGGAGGCCACCGACUCAGGAGAUGGCCACACAGGCAGAACUGAGACGGGUGACCCCGAGGCCAUGGACCUCAGCUCAUACCAGCAACCCAUGGACCCCGAUCAUGAGGAGGAGCACGAUGAUGACGACAAUGAGGGAAAUUCUCAGAUUCUUUCAUUAUUCUGCGAGCAUGCAGGCCAGCUGGAGUUCAAGACUCAGGAGCAGGACCGACCCCCAAGGAGACCCCCUGAAGCAGCAAGAGCAGGGGACCUAACCAUGAGGAGACCAACCCUUCAUGGUAACGAGUUUGUCUCAGCAGAGCACAUACUACGAGCAGCUCUGGAAGAUGGACCCAUAGGGUUCAUGCUGUUGGAGGAGCCACCAUCAUCACUACUGGCCUUUGGUUUUGUACCUACAGGCGCAGACAAAGGAGUCGAGAUGGAGGUGGAGGUAGACAAGGUGGUGAUGGCAGCAGACAUACCAAAGCCAUACCAACACCUGCGAGAUGUGUUUGAUGGGGUGGAAGCAGACAAGCUGCCCCAUCAUACUGAGCAUGAUCUCCACCUCGAGUUGAUAGAAGGAGGUAAACCACCUCAAGGGCCCCUAUACCUUAAGGGACCCAAGGAGAUGUCCGAGUUGAGGAGGUACUUGGAUGAGAACCUCAAGAAGGGAGGUCUCAACAAGAUCACUGUCAAGAACAGGGCACCAUUGCCCCUCAUUGAGGAGCAGCUGUUCUUACUCAGGAAGGCAAGGAUCUAUACCAAGCUGGACCUUAGAGCAGCAUACAACCUCAUCUGGAUUGCUAAAGGAGAUGAAUGGAAGACAGCUUUUGGCACUCAGUUGGGACUCUAUGAGUACCUAGUGAUGCCCUUUGGCCUAGCCAAUGCUCCAGCUCACUUCCAUUCGCUCUUUGCUAAGCUGUCGAAGUGUGAGUUCCACACCAAGACAGUCGAGUUCCUGGGGUACAUCAUCAAGCCAAUGGGCAUAGAGAUGGACCCAGAAAAGGUGCACACUGUCAAGGAGUGGCCAAUGCCAGAGUCAAUCCAUGACAUCCAAAGGUUCCUGGGUUUUGCCAACUUCUAUCGAAGGUUCAUAGCCCACUUUGCUUGCAUAGCCAAGCCCUUGACAUCACUGGUAAAGCCUAUAGAACAGUUCAAGAAGUUCGAGCUACCAGAGGAGGCCCAACAGGCCUUCCACAAGCUCAUCCAGGCAUUCACAUCAGCAGGAGUGCUUCAGCACUUCGACUACCACCUUCCAACAAGGAAGAUGUCUUCUGCCGAGAAGAACUAUGAAAUCCAUGACAAGGAGCUCCUAGCUGUGGUCGCCUGCCUUACUCAGUGGCGACACAUGCUAGCUGGACUACUGAGCCAACUGGUCAUCCUCACUGACCAUGAAGCCCUCAAGUACUUCAAGUCACAGAGAUGCAUCACAGGUCAACAGGCUCAAUGGGCCAUACUACUAGCAGACUUCGACUUCAUAUUGCAGUAUCGACCAGGAGACAAAGGUGGUGAACCCGAUGCUCUCACCAGAAGGACAGACAUGCAACCAGCUGGUGAAGAGCAGGAUCACAAUGUGAGGCAACUACUGCCUCCUCGAGUGUUCAGGGAGACAGCAGACCAUGACUCGACCCUAGUGGCCCCUAUGAUCUCGAUGGAGUCCAUAGCAUCAAAAGGUCUCAGAGACCUGGUCAAGAUCUUCCAGCCCUUAGACCAAGAGCUACAGGAGAUACAUAGGAAGAAGCCCUUCGAGGUCAAGGAUGACCUAUGGUACAGUGGAGGAAGGCCCUGGGGCUCCAUAUCCCUCAACUUCAUCAAAGGACUACCACCAUCAAAGAAGUAUGACUCCAAGACCUAUGACUCUAUCUUAGUCAUUGUUGACAGGCAGUUCAUAUCAGGAGCAUGGAAGGCAUUUGCAGAGCAAAUGGGUGUGAAGCACUCACUUAGCAUGGCUUACCAUCCUCAAACCGAUGGUCAGACAGAGAGGGUCAAUCAGGUCAUAGAGCAAUACCUCAGGAUGUACUGCAACUAUGAGCAGGAUGACUGGGCCAACCUGCUGGACACUGCAGCCUUUGUAUACAACAACAUGGUCCACAACAGCAUUGGUGUCUCACCAUUCUUUGCAUGCUAUGGAUGGAACCCCAAAGCUCAUCCUGACAUCCCUCAACAACUAGGAGUCAAUGAUCCCGGUUGCUUCGAGUACCUCAUGGAUGGAAAGGAGCAUUGCAAGUACCUCCAGGAGCAGAUCAGAGAGGCACAAUGUAGAUCAGUAGACCAGUAUAACAGGAAGCACAAGGACAUCGAGUUUAAGGUGGGUGAUAUGGUCUAUAUCAACCGUCGAAACUGGAAGACAUGGAGACCCACACCCAAGUUAGAUACCUGGUUUGCAGGACCCUACCCAGUUCAGGAACGGGUAGGAUGCCGAGCUUAUCAAAUCACAUUGCCAGCAAACCUUAGGGUGCAUGAUGUGUUCCAUGUCUCCAUGCUCGAACCAGCAAGAACAAGUUCUCUUCCUCAACGUGCUGAACAGCCCACCAUACCAUCACUUCCAGAUGAGGACCUUGACUUCGAAGUCAAAGCACUCAUUGACAAGCGUUCACACAAUGGGACUACAGAGUACAAGGUGUUGUGGAGAGGGUACUCAGAAGAAGCUGCUUCAUGGGAACCAGUAGAGAACCUCAACUGUCCCGACCUCAUCCAGGAGUAUGAGGUGUCGGAGGGGGGACGAUGUCAUGGGCCUGGAUGCUCAAGAAGCAGGAGGGUCAUGGGUUCAUAUGGAAGGAGCACAGGUAUCGAAGAUCUAGUCGAUACCAGUAGAGAGCAUGGUCGUAGUGCAGUCUCCAUGGAGACCAUGGACUUCUAUGGACUCACAUGCAAAGGAGGACCGAGCCAUAUGCAAGGAGGGCCAGGCACAGCCAUGAGGAGGACCAAGCUCAAGGAGCAGGCACAGCCACGAAGAGGACCAAGCUCAAGGAGCAUGCAGAUGGUUACCACUCAGGGGCUCGAGAGACAAGAGCCAAAGGAACUGUCACUGAUCAAAGGAGAAGGAGCAGUGUUGAAGGAGUCGACACCAGGUCAUGAGGAGGAGGAGCAGUGUCGAAGGAGUCAACACAGCUCAAGAGGCACAGGGGUGCCAAGCAGGAGAGGCCCCUGA
This is a messenger RNA of Ustilago hordei, 3168 nucleotides long. RefSeq lists its product as uncharacterized. Gene Ontology annotation, molecular function: nucleic acid binding. Lineage: Eukaryota; Fungi; Basidiomycota; Ustilaginomycetes; Ustilaginales; Ustilaginaceae. Bases 1 to 3168 code for a protein of 1055 amino acids. The record is from RefSeq and is a predicted model, not a curated record. Gene Ontology annotation, biological process: DNA integration. The transcript has 10 exons.